Molecule: messenger RNA, 1320 nt
Organism: Colletotrichum orchidophilum
Lineage: Eukaryota; Fungi; Ascomycota; Sordariomycetes; Glomerellales; Glomerellaceae
Product: flavin containing amine oxidase
Exons: 2
Coding region: 1-1320 (439 amino acids)
Molecular function (GO): oxidoreductase activity
Source: RefSeq, a predicted model, not a curated record
AUGUCCAAGGACAUUGCCGACCCGGGACUCGAUACAGUCUGGUCUUUGAUCGAAGAUGCCUUCAAAUACAGCAACAGCGAGUGUACAACCAUUGACUCAGCUCGGAGCCUCAAGGACUUCUUUUGUGAGCGGCUCGCCGACGGAGAUUUACCUCAGGAUCAACAGGCCCGUGUUCUCCUACUAGCGGAGAUGUGGGGUUCCUUUAUCGGAGAUUCCUGGGAACGGCAAAGCCUCAAGUGGUUUUGGCUUGAGGAAUGCCUUGAUGGUGAGAAUCUCUACGUCAUGGAGAACCAUAGCACCAUUCUUCAGGCCGUUGCCGCGACGGCCCAGGCACGUGCUGAUAUUCAUCUGUCUGCUGUGGUAACAAGCAUUGAAAGCACAUCAAGCGAGCCUCAUGAUACCAAAGUCAUAGUGAGGACAUCUGAUGACGUUUUUGAGUUCGACGAGGUGGUGGUAACAGUUCCAUUGGGUUGUCUGAAGAGUGGGAAACCCUCUUUCACUCCUCCCUUGCCGCCGCGCGUCCAGAUGGCAGUCAGGAAUGCCUCCUACAGCAGUCUUGAGAAGGUUUAUAUUACUUUUCCGGUCGCAUUUUGGGAUGGCUAUGCAGCAUCCAACAAAAACCAGCAACCGAAUUGCACGCCGCAUCUUGACGAACGCCAGGUACACCAGGAAGCAGACGGCGUCUUCCCCAGCUUUGCCCACUUUUUGAACCCAGAGUACGUGCCCACCGAUCAGAGACACUGGCCCAUCGAGAUGGUUCCUUUGUCCUCACCGGUAGUAUUCGGAUCUCAUGCCAAACCAACGCUCCUCAUAUACACGUAUGAUCCUUGUGCGGAGUAUGUACUUUCUCUUAUCCAGGGUCUGACUCCCGAAAGCACCGAAUACUUCGAUGUCCUAGACCGUUUCUUUCAACCUUACUAUAGCCGUCUUCCAAACUACCAAGGAGGUCAUGCGAACUGUGUGCCCUCGGCCAUUCUCGCCACGAAUUGGCACGGGGACGACUUGGCAGGGAACGGAUCUUACACCAACUUUCAGGUCAGCGAGAGCACGAACAAGCCAGCGACGAAGGAGCAGAAUGGUACGAGGGGGAACGGAAGCCACCAAGACCAGGAGAUCCAUCUGGAUCUCGACGCCCAAGUAAUGCGGGCUGGACUGCCCGAACGAGGCAUCUGGUUCGCCGGUGAGCAUACUGCACCGUUCAUAGCCUUGGGUACCACGACCGGCGCGUACUGGAGUGGGGAAGCCGCCGCGCUGCGUAUCCUAGCCGCGAAUGGGCUCAAAAGAGGAGCUACUGUACCUUGCGCCGAGGCAGCUGCCUGA